CCUACUCGAUCGCCGUCAGUUCAGUAGUGAACGGGACAGAGAGAGGAGGCGCUGUCUCGUUUUUUAUGUCUUUCCUAUACCCAGUUUGUAGCUUUCCCUGUAGUUAUCUGUAGUUCAGUUUACUUGAUUAACUCCUACCUUAGUAAAGAUGUACAGGUAUCUUGGAGAGUUACUCUCACGAGGAGCAAGUGGUGCUCUGGCCUCGGGAUGUGUCGACUCUGCCCUGCCUGCUUCCGCGUCUUUAAUGCGGGUUCGUCGCUACAGCGAGGCCGUGGGAGAUGAUGAUCCCAACUUCUUUACAAUGGUGGAAGGAUUUUUUGACAGAGGAGCCUCAAUUGUGGAGGAUAAGCUUAUGGAAGAUCUCAGGAAUAGAGAAACACCCGAGCAGAAGAGGAAUCGAGUCCGAGGAAUUCUCAAGAUCAUCAAGCCCUGUAACCACGUACUAGCAGUGUCAUUCCCCAUCAAGCGAGACAACGGAGAAUGGGAACUGAUAGAGGGAUACCGGGCCCAACACAGCCAACACCGUACCCCCUGCAAAGGAGGUAUCCGGUACAGCACACACGUGUCUUUCGAUGAGGUGAAGGCCUUGGCCUCACUAAUGACAUAUAAAUGUGCAGUUGUUGAUGUGCCUUUUGGAGGAGCUAAAGCUGGUCUGAAGAUCAACCCAAGGCAAUACUCUGACAAUGAGUUGGAGAAAAUCACCAGGAGGUUCACCAUUGAACUGGCCAAAAAAGGAUUCAUUGGCCCUGGCAUUGAUGUGCCUGCUCCCGACAUGAGCACUGGCGAGAGGGAGAUGUCGUGGAUCGCCGACACCUUCGCCAACACCAUGGGCUACAACGAUAUCAAUGCCUACGCGUGCGUGACAGGCAAGCCCAUCAGCCAGGGUGGCAUCCACGGCAGAGUGUCGGCCACCGGUCGCGGAGUUUUCCACGGCAUUGAGAACUUCGUCAAUGAGUCAGCCUACAUGAGUCAACUGGGUCUCACCCCUGGCUUUGGGGACAAGACCUUUGUCAUUCAGGGAUUUGGUAACGUGGGUCUGCACACCAUGCGCUACCUCCACCGCUUCGGGGCCAAGUGUGUUGGCGUGGGAGAGAUCGAUGGAAACAUUUGGAACUCGGACGGCAUUGACCCCAAAGAGCUGGAGGACUAUAAGCUGCAACAUGGCACUAUUGUGGGCUUCCCCAAGGCCCAGCCUUAUGAAGGAAGCAUCCUGGAGGCAGACUGCAACAUCCUCAUCCCAGCCGCUGGGGAGAAGCAGCUCACCAGGAGGAAUGCACACAAGGUCAAGGCCAAGAUCAUUGCUGAGGGUGCUAACGGCCCUACAACUCCAGACGCCGAUAAGAUCUUCCUGGAGCGGAACAUCAUGGUGAUUCCGGAUUUGUACCUGAACGCCGGUGGUGUGACGGUCUCCUACUUUGAGUGGCUGAAGAACCUGAACCACGUCAGCUACGGCCGACUGACCUUCAAGUACGAGAGGGACUCCAACUACCACCUGCUGAUGUCUGUUCAGGAGAGUCUGGAGAGGAAGUUUGGAAAGCACGGUGGUGCCAUACCUGUGGUCCCCACCUCUGAGUUCCAGGCUAGGAUCGCUGGAGCCUCUGAGAAGGACAUAGUGCACUCUGGUCUGGCGUACACCAUGGAGAGGUCGGCCAGGCAAAUCAUGCGCAUUGCCAACAAGUACAAUCUGGGUCUGGACCUGCGGACUGCAGCCUACGUCAAUGCCAUCGAGAAGGUCUUCAAGGUGUACAACGAGGCUGGAGUAACCUUCACAUAAAAGGUCUGCUCAACAGUGAUGUGUGUCUAUGCGUCUGUCUGUUCUCCUACACGAUCGGACCUCGGAUUCCAACGUUCACACACACUACAACCCCCUUACCCCUUUCCACCAGUUUCACACCCCUUAUCCAAAUCCGUAAUGCACCCGCUCCACGACAUAUCCAAAGUUUACAUUUUACUAUUAGCUGUUACAUGGCAUUUACACAAUACUUAACCAACCAACCAACCAAACACCACACAUUUUAUUCCUGUGUCCCCUGUGUCUUCAGGUCCAUGUUUUUGCUAUGCAAUUCUCAUUUUUCAGGAAAGUCACCAUGAGUCUUCUAGAUGAGUCUUCCAUCCUUAUCAUUGCUUAGCCAAAGUACCCCAAAACAAAUCAAAUCUCAGAGGAUUUCAAAUUUACACGCAAAGUGGGAGCAUGAUCAGAAUUCACCUUCUUAGUAUAAUUCAGGUAGAUUUAUGUUCCACGCAAAGAAAAUAUUCUUAUAGGUCACAUUAAAUAGUUUUUAUGUCUUCUUGUUCCAUGUUACAUAUCUGUGCAAAGCACUUUUUUAUAGUUGUAUGGUUGGCUCCCACUUUAAAUAUACGUAUACAUAAAUAUAAUGGUUUUCUAGACUUCACCCCUCUGACUUCUCUUUCAAAAGAUGUAGUAUAGCCCAGAGCCGCUUUGAACAGGCCACGCAUAUCAGCACAGCUUUUCUAGAUAACUCACCAGCCUUAACGGUCUACUUUAGGACCCAGUGCUAAAGUAGGAAAAAACCAAAGUACAGUGCUACACACCUUAGCAUCUCUUUCUCCUCUUUAUCUCAGGCUUUUUUCUUACGUAAAAAAGAAAAAGGAAAUAUAACAAAAUGGCUGCUCUCUCAUUUGCGUUGAGAGGCACUUUUGGAAGCAGCCUUAUAUGACUUAAACUGCACGUUACACUUAUUGCCUGAAGGCCGGCUAACUUCUGUAGACAAUGCUUGGCCUUCAAACAGACUGGGAGAUGGUUCUCCCCCUUAGCUUUAAAACUUUUUAUUUUUGCACCAUUGGAUGAGCUGUGUAUGGUUUAUAUUCCAAAAAAAUCCAUGGAAGUGUAAAAGGAAGGGAAGCAUAUACCUUUAUAUGGGAACAAAGAUUUAUUUUCCUUUUAGCAACUCAGCCUUAUUGUAUGACAUUGUUCUGUUGGAUUAUCGGUUAAAAACAAUCAUUUGUAUUUGCCUUUUGUUAAUUGGAGUGAAUUAAAUGUCAACAACUACAAGAUAAAAA
Molecule: messenger RNA, 3021 nt
Organism: Sardina pilchardus (European sardine)
Lineage: Eukaryota; Metazoa; Chordata; Actinopteri; Clupeiformes; Clupeidae
Gene: glud1a
Product: glutamate dehydrogenase 1a
Exons: 13
Coding region: 149-1774 (541 amino acids)
Biological process (GO): L-glutamate catabolic process
Cellular component (GO): mitochondrion
Molecular function (GO): L-glutamate dehydrogenase (NAD+) activity
Source: RefSeq, a predicted model, not a curated record